AUGUCAAAAUCGGUAAAUGAUGGAAUUAGUGUAAAAGGGUCUUUGAGAUUGAAAGCAAAAUCGAUCAAUUCAAGCGAAAUGCCUAUGUCUCCAUCCGGUUGUUAUUCAAUGCCGAAUUCAUUUGAGAAGUUCUCUAAUGGGGUUAAGAAGCAAUCGAGUAUCAAUGGAGUAAAUAAGACAAUGGGUAAGUUGAAUUUGGGAGGAAAAGUGAGUCAAAGUGUGAAGAAGAAAUAUGGGAUUCAAGGUAUUGAUUUGGGACAUAAGGCUCUUAGGAAGAGCUGGAAGGGUAGUAUGGAGGCAAGGAUUCCAAAACUUAAUAUCAUCAAAAAAACUUCAAAGCCUGAAUCUCGGAUUACUUUUACUUCAAGAAAAUCGACAAGUGAAAUGACACAAUCGAAGGAGGAGGAUAAUAAAGUGAAGUUGUUUGUAAAGUCAUCUAAAGAAGAAAGUAAGAAUGAAACACAAGUGAAGAAAAUUGCUAUGAUUAAAGAAAAAUCAUCAAAUGGGAGGAAAUCAUUAGCAAAAGCUUCAUGUAAGGGAUUAUCAGGAAACAUGAUGAAGAUUGUCAUGAUAAUUAGAACUCAUGCCAUGAUUUCACAGGAAGUGCUGAAGCAUAGAGAUGCUGCACAAAUUGCUGCCAUGGAAGCUAUGCAAGAAGCUUCAGCUGCUGAAAGCAUACUCAAUAUUUUGCUUCUAAUUUACACGAGGACUUAUUCUGAGCUCUGUUCUUCCGCAAAAGAAGACAACCCACAACCCACUAUUGACCAGUUUUUGUCCAUGAAUGCUACCUUAAAUAACAUUCAUCAAAUUACCAAAUCUUUAACAAAAAUCAUAAACCCUAAUUCAUCAUCAAAUCCCGAAGAAAACCCAUCAGAAGAACUCAUAAAACUCACAUCUGAUCGACAAAAAAAAGCAAAUCUUUGGGUACACUCUGCCUUAAUCACAAACUUAUCAUCUUUCACAGUGUACACCAAACAACCACCAUUUUCUAGCCGCCGGUCAACCCUACCACUCGAUGGCUCCACCAAGACCCCACCACCAAAGCCACGUAGGACUGUGGUUGACCAAAACUCCCGGGCCCCACCUUCAAAAUGGGAAAAGGGGUCUGGUCUUUAUGAGACGAUAAACUUGGCAGAAAUGUUGAAAAUGGAGUCGGGUGAUUGGUUUUGGGGUUUGUUGAAAGAUUCUUGGAUGCUGAUGUGGACAUGGUAUCGGAUAAUGGUAGAAUCGCGGGGAUGCUGACUCAGCUCAAGAGUGUGAGUGAGUGGUUGGAUAAGAUUGAGACGAGUAAAAGAUGAAGGGGAGAGAAUUGAUCGGAUAAGAAAGAAGAUUUAUGAUCAUCUUCUUACACAUGUGGAAUCUGCUGCGGUUGCACUUGGUGGAGCCUCAAUAACAUCACAAAGUGAAAGAAAAGCUAAAAUGUAAAAAAAAGAUUUCAUUUUUUUUUGUAUAUACAAGAACCAUAAGGGUGUUGUGGUAUAGACGUAUAGGUGUGGAGUUUUCGUGUAAUUAGUUAUAAAGAAAGUUCAAGUUUUGGGUUUGCAUAGUUGUGGAACGCAAUUAUUGAAAGUAUAUAUAGAAGAUGUCAUGUGUGUGUCUUUUAGCGUUUUAGGAUAUGAGAAUUAAUAAGUGAGGCGAGGUCCAAGGUCGGAGACCGUGUGUCACCUUCUUUGUUCUGUUCUAGGUGGAGUUUACCUACGGGUUAAAUGCAAGAAACAAGAAUGUACUCUUAUUGAUUAGUUUAUUAUAUUGUCAUACUUUCA
Lactuca virosa is the source of this 1763-nucleotide messenger RNA. Lineage: Eukaryota; Viridiplantae; Streptophyta; Magnoliopsida; Asterales; Asteraceae. The record is from the annotation of a GenBank genome assembly.